AUGAGUCACGAGCAACCUGAGCUGCUUGGCUUCUGCGCCGAGGCAGCGCGUCAGAUCAGAGACGAGUGCGAAAUGAUACUUGGCAACAGUACCAUUUCAGACAAUAAUGAGAUGGAAAUAUCGGGAUGCGGUCAGCCCUUGGUGAAGCUUCUCAAGGAACAGGCCUCUCAAGUAUCCAAGAUACUCAGCUCGCCGCAGUCUAGUGGUCCGCUCAACAACGGUCAAUUGCCCAGCAAGACUGAUCUUGUGCUGCAACGCUUGGACGACAUCAUCUCCAUCGCCUACACAAAAUUCUAUGCUUAUCUUUACAAAGACCUUCCCGUGUGCUGGAGACAACUGUACACGGAUGCCAGUAUCCUCAGGUUCUGCCACCUCUUGUCCCAAACACUGCCAGACGAGACUUCUGCAGGCCCAGCUGAGAAGCUACAGCUCGAAGAAAGCCUACUCGCUGAGCUCGUCAAGACGCUCGACUUGGCGCUCAUUCUUGCCGGCGGCGGAGGCCGCCUCAGAGGACGAAGAUGGAUACAAGUUGCCCUCGAUCUAUUGCAGCACUCUCUACCUCUAGCCGGAAACUCCCCAACGGCGUUGGAUGAUUCGGGGAGGCCCAGUAAACGGCCAAGAUUGGACGAUGAGACCAUAGAUGGUAGCACACCAUUCUCGAAGAUUGAGCCAUUUACACCCCCCGUGAAGCAGCCCAUCACCCGUGUGCCGGCCAUGUCCAUGGAGUCAUUUCAAAAGCAUCUUAGUCAAGCGUUAGACACAGAAUCGGGGCCGGCACCCAUAAUCAUGACGGGCAUUACAGAUGAAUGGCCAGCAAGGACAACAAAUCCUUGGAAUCAACCUCGAUACCUUUUAUCGCAGACACUCGGCGGUCGCCGUCUGAUACCAUUCGAAUUUGGACGUAGCUACGUCGACGAUGGAUGGGGCCAAAAGCUCAUCACCUUUGGCGAGUUCUUGCAAACUUAUAUAGACGGCCCCCUUGCUGGGGAUGGUACAACAGCAGAAGUUGAUGGGCGCCAGCAUAUCGGAUACCUGGCGCAGCAUCCUCUGUUCACGCAACUCCCAGCUUUGCGCAAGGAUAUUUUUAUUCCGGAUUACUGUUACACCGCACCUCCGCCACACCCUACCGACCCAGAGAUGGAUCAGCCAGAGUUAGAUGAGCCUCUACUAAAUGCGUGGUUUGGACCUCCAGGGACCAUUACACCGCUGCAUACUGACCCGUACCACAACCUUCUGGUACAAAUCGUGGGUCGCAAAUAUGUACGUCUGUACUCACCCCGCGAGACUGCUCGAAUGCAGGCCCGUGGCAAAGAGAACGGCAUUGAAAUGAGCAACACGAGUUUGUUAGACGUGGGCGUUCUUGAAGGCUGGGACCAAUCCACCAGCCAUGAUGAUGACGCCGGCAGCCCAGGACACGUUUCGGCUGAGAGCAUGCGAGAGGCUUUCGCCAAUGUUCCAUACAAAGAUUGUAUACUGGAGCCGGGUGACACUUUAUAUAUACCCAUCGGAUGGUGGCAUUACGUUCGCGGUCUAACUGUUAGUUUUUCCGUCAGUUUCUGGUGGAAUUAG
This is a messenger RNA of Pestalotiopsis fici W106-1, 1569 nucleotides long. RefSeq lists its product as uncharacterized. NCBI's taxonomy places the organism in Eukaryota, Fungi, Ascomycota, Sordariomycetes, Amphisphaeriales, Sporocadaceae. Gene Ontology annotation, molecular function: 2-oxoglutarate-dependent dioxygenase activity. Bases 1 to 1569 code for a protein of 522 amino acids. The transcript has a single exon. The record is from RefSeq and is a predicted model, not a curated record.